Molecule: messenger RNA, 780 nt
Organism: Dacryopinax primogenitus
Lineage: Eukaryota; Fungi; Basidiomycota; Dacrymycetes; Dacrymycetales; Dacrymycetaceae
Exons: 2
Source: RefSeq, a predicted model, not a curated record
ACAGCUCCAGCCCAGUAUGAUCCACUGAAUCUCCCUCUUUGCUUGCACAACUCAAUUCUCCACAAGGCUGAAUCAGUCAUGCAGGCUGAGAGCCAUGCUGAAGCAGAGCAUCAUGCAAAGGCAUCUGGAAUCAAUGGAAUCAGCAUCUGGAGCAUCAUCUGGCCAACCUCAUUCCCUCUUGACUUCAUGCACCUUGUUUUUGAGAAUGUUGUACCCCUCCUCCUUGAUCUUUGGCUUGGUGUGAGCAAACACUGUGUUGAGGGGGAUGCAUUCACCUUACUGCAUGCAAUUCAGACUGAUGUUGCCAAGCGAGUUGCCAAAAGUGGGAACACCAUUCCUGGUGCCUUUGGCCAACAUGUCCUACAUCUUCUCAACAAACGGCAUGAGUUCAUGGCAGAAGCGUAUAUGCUACGGAUUACCCAAUUGGCACCUGUUGUCCUCUUGCGGCAGUUCACCAAUGAAGCAUAUUACCACCACUUGGUCGAAUUGUCUUGUUUCAUCAAUGACUGCCUCAGUUUUUCCCAUCACGCUGGCUUCAUGACUAUGCUCCGCAAGUGUUUGGUCAAGUGGGUUCUUCAAUACAAGCAACUGUACUACCAGGGCAGUACAGAUCAUGUUGGCCUGUGCCCAGUCACAGUUCAUUCACUGCUGCACUUAGCAGAUUGCAUGGAAUGGACUGGUCCACUUUGGACAACAUGGGCAUUUCCUAUGGAGCGAUUUUGCAGUCAGCUACAAUGUGCAGUGACAGGAUGUUUGAAUCCUUACCCUGGAAUUGACUGA